Messenger RNA from Daucus carota subsp. sativus, 1911 nucleotides. Its product is annotated as AP-1 complex subunit mu-2. The record is from RefSeq and is a predicted model, not a curated record. Gene Ontology annotation, cellular component: cytoplasmic vesicle; clathrin adaptor complex. Gene Ontology annotation, biological process: vesicle-mediated transport; intracellular protein transport. The coding region runs from base 353 to 1639 and encodes 428 amino acids. The transcript is spliced from 11 exons. NCBI's taxonomy places the organism in Eukaryota, Viridiplantae, Streptophyta, Magnoliopsida, Apiales, Apiaceae.
GCUCUUAGCGUGGGCGCAUUCAAGCAAAUGUUGAUUAAAAUACAGAAGAAGUGACCUGCUUCUGAGUUUGAAUUGCACAUCUGCCGCAGCCAACCCUUGAUUUUCUAUUUGCAGGUUGCUGAAGGCAGUCUAUAAUAAGAAUUGAGAAAUACAAUUAGCUCAUAUCAAAGCGAUUCCAAUGAAUUGAAUUAUAACACAGGGAAUGCAAGGCCCCUGGAAUCUCUCGAUUUUGAUUCUACGUCGCUGUUGAAUAAACAUAUCAAUCAGAUCAGCAGAUCUAAUCGAAUUACAACGACUCUGAUCUGAUCGCGCUAAUUUGAAACCCUAGGAAGAAUAUUUGUUAUAUUAUACUAUGGCUGGCGCGGCCUCGGCGCUGUUUUUUCUCGAUAUCAAAGGCCGUGUUCUGGUCUGGCGCGACUACCGAGGCGAUGUAACCGCUGCUCAAGCUGAGAAAUGCUUCACCAAACUCAUCGAUAAAGAGGGAGAUGCAGAUACGCAGAAUCCGGUUGUGUAUGAUAAUGGCGUCACAUAUAUGUUUAUACAACACAAUAAUUUGUAUUUAAUGACCGCAUCCAGGCAGAAUUGUAAUGCUGCCAGUCUCCUCUUAUUUCUGCAUCGCGUAGUUGACGUCUUUAAGCAUUACUUCGAGGAGCUAGAAGAGGAAUCACUUAGAGAUAAUUUUGUAGUAGUGUAUGAGUUACUUGAUGAAAUGAUGGAUUUUGGUUAUCCCCAAUAUACUGAAGCAAAGAUUCUUAGUGAGUUUAUCAAAACCGAUGCUUAUAAAAUGGAAGUUUCGCAGAGGCCUCCCAUGGCUGUGACAAACGCAGUGUCUUGGCGAAGUGAAGGAAUUCGUUACAAGAAAAAUGAAGUGUUUUUAGAUGUUGUUGAGAGUGUUAAUAUACUCGUGAACAGCAAUGGGCAGAUAAUUAGGUCUGAAGUAAUUGGUGCAUUAAAGAUGCGGACGUAUUUGAGUGGUAUGCCUGAGUGCAAACUUGGGCUAAAUGAUAGAGUUUUGCUGGAAGCACAAGGACGGGCAACUAAGGGAAAGGCCAUUGACUUGGACGACAUCAAAUUCCAUCAGUGUGUGCGUCUUACUCGAUUUGAAAACGACCGGACAAUAUCCUUCAUACCUCCUGAUGGAACUUUUGAUCUCAUGACAUACAGACUCAGCACCCAGGUAAAGCCUCUCAUAUGGGUGGAAGCUCAAGUGGAAAGGCAUUCUAGGAGUCGUAUGGAAAUCAUGGUCAAAGCGAGGAGCCAGUUCAAAGAACGAAGCACUGCAACAAAUGUCGAAAUCGAGUUGCCUGUUCCCUCUGAUGCCAUAAAUCCAAAUCUGCGGACAUCAAUGGGAUCUGCUUCGUAUGCACCUGAAAAUGAUGCAGUGCUUUGGAAAAUCAAAUCAUUUCCGGGUGGAAAGGAGUAUAUGUUGAGAGCGGAGUUUAAUCUUCCCAGUAUUACAGAUGAAGAAGCAGCUCCUGAUAGAAAGGCUCCAAUACGAGUGAAAUUUGAGAUACCAUAUUUUACUGUUUCAGGAAUACAGGUCCGAUAUCUGAAGAUCAUUGAGAAGAGUGGGUAUCAGGCUCUACCUUGGGUGAGAUACAUAACUAUGGCCGGUGAAUAUGAAUUAAGACUCAUGUAAAAGCCACUUGUCCAGCAUUGUUUCAAGUCCUGCAGUAUGACCGCGGUAUCGCUAGUGUUCAGCACAGGCUUUUAAUCAUCAGGAAGCGAGAGGAGUUACUUGUCAUAACCAGAAUUGGUGAUUUUUCAGUAAAAAGUUUACUCACGGGCAGCACAUGUUAUGUGUAUUGUUGUCUUUAAUAGACUACAGGUUUUACUUUCUUGUAUAAUCAAUCAAAAUUUGAUCUUGCACAUUCUUUAUAAAAGAAAUCCAUUUUUGUUGUUUCUUGUCUA